Rhipicephalus microplus (southern cattle tick) is the source of this 1889-nucleotide messenger RNA. Its product is annotated as Dolichol kinase. Gene Ontology annotation, molecular function: dolichol kinase activity. Gene Ontology annotation, biological process: dolichyl monophosphate biosynthetic process. Gene Ontology annotation, cellular component: endoplasmic reticulum membrane. NCBI's taxonomy places the organism in Eukaryota, Metazoa, Arthropoda, Arachnida, Ixodida, Ixodidae. The record is from RefSeq and is a predicted model, not a curated record.
UUUCGCUAGCCUUCAAAAUUGCUUCCACCGUGAAGUUGGUUGUAAGCUUAAAAUACAUAAAACAAUACUUACAGCUGCCGCAUACUUUGAUAUUGUGUUUUGUUUCCAGCUUUCAAAUGGCAAUGAGCAACACAGGCGGCUGUUAUCGCAGCUCAGCCGUCUCGCGCGCGCCUUUCUAGCAAGAGCCAUGCAAGAGCAGCUACGUACGAUUUCUUUGACGUGCCUAUCAGUGAACAUGAAUGUCGCGUGCGUAGCGUAGGGGAUAGCCUACCACGAAAACGCCUAGAAAUGACCGAAGCAAGUCAAGGAAUGAGAAUUCGCUUGGAGCACUUCGUCGUCGCUGCCGGCGUGGCUCUCACCGCUGUUCGACUCGGCAUGGUCGCACAGUGUUUGACUGUAGUGGCUGUUCUGAUUAUCCUGCUCCUACUACUACGCUGGCAGCAGUCACAAACUCCAGACUUCAACCAGAGGCCGCAUGCCGACAGUGGACUGUGGCUGAGCCUUCUCCUGCCUUUUGCGUUGCUUACCGCCGGCAACAGCUACGAGCACGGAGAUGUUUACACUUUCGCCGAAGUGGUAUGUAGUCAGGCGCUUGUACUGUCUCUCGCCGUCGUCUUUAGGAUCGCGAACAUUUUCAUUUAUGGCAUUUCGUCUGUAUGGACUGCGACACUGCUUGUUGCUGCGACUGGAGUCUCCUUAAUUUGGAGUACCACUGCUGCUGUGACAACUGCAGGAACCUUCAGUUACCUGGUGACUUCCCUACCAGCUUACUCGCCUAAAUCAUUUACUCAAGGCGAGCUACUGCUCGUUUGCCAAAGUAUCACCACCUUCGUCGUUGUCGCGGGAUGUAGCGUGGCAUGCAAAAUUGUGUACAGGGACAACUGCGACCUCAAGUGUUCCGCAUCAGCCGGAUUUCUGCAAGCGGGACUCUUCAGUCUAGCCGUGUUUGUGAUGGCUGUGACCAAAAUUCAAGCACUGCGAAGAGCGACGUGGUUUUACGCGAGUCUUUGUGCCGCGGCAAUUUUGCUCGUAUAUCCCCUGUGCUGCGUCAUGGUGAAUGCAGAGCCAGUGAGCUGGCUCGCAUACCACUGCUUCAGCAAUUACACGAGACUCUGUCUUAUGGUCUCGUGGGCCGUCCUGUUAGUAAUAGCCGGACUGUUUGUGUACUGGUACACCUCGAACUACAGCGAAAGUUCCACUGUGGUGCGCAAGGCUUUCCACGCGGCGGUUGUGUCGGUGUUUUUGCCCGGAGUAAUACUAGAUCCUGACCUCAUGUACCUCGCGUGUGGGGCCGCUCUAGGGGUGUUCGCGCUCUUGGAGGUCUUUCGGACGUUGUCGAUUCCGCCAGUAGGGCCGCGCAUACAGAACGCCUUUGCGAUGUUCGUAGACGAAAAGGACGCAGGCACGCUCAUUCUGACACCUGCCUAUCUAUUCGCUGGUUGUGCCGCACCCCUGCUGCUCUUUCCGGGACCGAUGGGAGACCCAGGCAAAAUGCCAAUUUUACUUAGCGGCACGGUCGCACUCGGCAUAGGGGAUACCGCAGCAUCAGUUGUUGGGUCAAAGCUCGGUAAGCACCAGUGGCCUGGCACAUCAAAGACUGCAGAAGGGACACUUGCCGCCAUUGUCACACAGUUUGUAUUCUACUUCCCUCUGUUACUUGUGGCUGUGCCGACUGUGUGGCAUUUAAACACACUGCUGUUAGUUGUGGUUCUCUGCCUUGACUCAUACCUCGAAGCAUUCACAACUCAAGUGGACAAUUUAGCGCUCCCAAUCUUUGUGUAUCCUAUGAUGACAGCCUUGUAUGCAUUGCAAUGAAAAUGUUUCAAUAGUAAAGCUAUCAAUCACGAGAAUAAAUGCUAGGCAAUGUGCAAUAAAAUGAUUUGGACUAG